UACAGGGCGUUCUGAACGGGCAGCAUCAGUGUGUCUCUUGCGCAUGAUCAGCUGUCUACGCAUCCCUUCUGCCGGGAGUCAACACAUAUCUCAGCAUCUCUCCGCCAGAGACAGAAAGAAAAACACCCGCUCUCCUCCGCUAAUUGAGGCACUGAUAAGCCUGUUCUCCUUCCUCCUGGUGUGGUUCUGAUCUGGUUCUGAUCCGGUUUGGUUCAGUUCUGAUCGGAGCGUGAGAAUGGUGCAUUUGCUGAUUCUGUUGAGCCUCAGCUCAUUAGCUCUGAGCUACGCUGUCGGCGGGGACGUGUGCAUAACGGGUCAUGACAGCGGGCCAGUGUUUGAGGAGCAGCCCAGCAGUGUGGUCUACCCAGAGGAACUCAGUAAGGGAACAGUUACUCUCAACUGCCAGGCUAGAGCCAGCCCUGCUGCUAUGUACAGGUGGCGUGUGAAUGGUACGAAUGUCCCGGUAGGGGACCCCCAGUACACACUGGUAGCCGGUAACCUGGUGAUCAGUGGUCCCCUGUACGGCCGUGAUGGAGGCUCCUACCAGUGUCUGGCCAUCAACCGCUGUGGCACCAUACUCAGCCGGGUCGCCAACCUCAAAUUCGGCUACCUCCAUGACUUCCCUGGGGAAGGGCAGAGCCCACAGACAGCUUACGAGGGUGCAGGUGCCUUCCUGGCCUGUCAGGCCCCCGCCCACUACCCAGCGCUGUCCUACCGCUGGAUCGUUAACGAGUUCCCCAGCUUUGUGAAGCCUGAUGGGGGUCGGUGGUUUGUCUCCCAGGUAACGGGCAACCUGUACCUGGCCAAGGCGGAGCUUAACGAUACAGCAAGCUACUUUUGUUUCACCACAGUCAACAUGGACAUCAGCACCAAGAGUACCUUCAGCAAGGCCAACCAGCUCACCGUACAGCCACACGCCAAUGCCAGGAAGUCAGCUCCUGCUAUCAAAGUCCGUUUUCCAGCAGAGACCUACGCCCUGGUAGGACACACCACCCAGCUGGAAUGCUUUGCCUAUGGAAAUCCCGUCCCAAAGUUGCGUUGGAGGAAGGUGGAUGGUCUGUUGCCGUCUAAGUCCGGGGCCAGUGCAGAGGGACCCAUCCUCACUCUGCCUGAGAUGACCUUCCAUGACGAGGGCAUGUACGAGUGUGAGGCCUACAACUCUGAGGGCCGCGACACACACCAGGGACGCAUCACCGUGCAAGCCCAGCCAGAGUGGCUGCAGGUGAUGAGUGACUCUGAGGUGGAGAUCAGCUCAGAGCUGCACUGGACCUGUGUGGCCGCUGGCAAACCAAGACCCUCCAUACACUGGCUACGUAAUGGACAGCCCCUUAGCACACAGGACCGAGUGGAGGUCAACGGGGGUCGUCUGAAGAUCAUCAACCUGGCACUGGAGGAUUCUGGGAUGUAUCAGUGUGUGGCUGAAAACAAACACGGCACCAUCUACUCCAAUGCCGAACUGAGGGUGCAAGUCCAGGCCCCAGACUUCCGCUCCAACCCAGUGAGGAGGUUGGUCCCAGCAGCCCGAGGGGGGCAGGUGAUGUUGGAGUGUCGGCCGCGAGCCGCCCCAAAACCCACCCUGUUCUGGAGCCGUGGCACUGAGCUCCUCACCAACAGCAGCAGGGUGACAGUGACUCCAGAUGGGAUCCUGUGGAUCCACAACAUCAGCAGGGCAGAUGAGGGGAAGUACACCUGCUUUGCUGAGAACUACUUGGGCAAGGCCAACAGCACUGGACACCUGUCAGUUAGAGAUGCCACUAAGAUCACCCUGGCUCCCUCCAACGCUGAUAUCAACCAGGAGGAGAAUGUCACGCUGCAGUGUCACGCGUCACAUGACCCCACCAUGGACCUCACCUUCACCUGGGCUCAUAACGGAGCUCUGCUGGACCUGGAGGACCCCGCUGGACCGUACCACCGUGUGGAGGGGAAGGAGACCAUAGGGGAUCUGUUGAUAGUGAGUGGUCAGCUGAGUCAGGCAGGUACAUACAGCUGUACAGCUCAGACCGUGGUGGACAGCGCCUCAGCCUCCGCUAAACUGGUAGUCAGAGGCCCCCCGGGACCUCCUGGUGGUUUAGUGGUGAAGAAUGUUGCCGAGACGUCGGUGGAGUUGCGGUGGAGUCGUGGCUAUGACAACCACAGCCCCAUCGGGAAGUAUGUCAUCAUGGGUCGCUCGCCACUGUCAUCUGGAUGGAGGACGAUGAGGACAGACCCAUCUAACAUUGAAGGCAAUGCUGAAUUGGCUCGUGUGGUUGGCCUGUUGCCCUGGAUGGACUAUGAGUUCCAGGUCAUCGCCAGUAACAUCCUGGGUAGUGGAGAGCCUAGCAUGUCCUCUCACACUGUACGCACCCAGCAAGCAGCUCCCACAGUGGCCCCUAGUGGACUAGGUGGAGGAGGAGGAGACCGCAACGAACUCAUCAUCACCUGGACCCCCAUGGCCAGAGAGUACCAGAAUGGAGAUGGCUUCGGCUACAUCCUGGCAUUCCGGAAGCGGAACUCUCCGACGUGGGUGGUGGAGCGUGUUUCUAAUGUGGAGUCAUCACGCUACGUGUACUCCAACCAGAGCCUGUCCCCCUACUGCCCAUUUGAGGUGAAGAUCAAAGCCUACAACCGUAAAGGAGAGGGUCCCUUCAGCCAGAUCGCCCUGGUGCACUCUGCAGAGGAGGAGCCCACGGUGGCGCCCUCGAGGAUCAACGCCACGGCUCUGACGGCAUUCGAGAUGCAGGUGUCGUGGGACCCCGUCCAACACCUCAGCGCCAACGGCAUCCUCAGAGGUUACGAGAUCCGGUACUGGCGUCAGCAUGAGCGGGAGGCAGCUGCAGACCGUGUGCGUACAGCUGGGUUGGAGACAACGGCUCGUGUGGCAGGACUGAGACCCAGCACCCGGUACCAUGUUACCGUGCUGGCCUACAACAGCGCUGGCACAGGACCAGCCUCACCCAAAUCCACUGUCACUACCAGGAGACCACCUCCUAAUCGUCCCCCUGGUAAUGUGUUCUGGAAAACUGAUGGCUCAUGGGUAACUGUAAGGUGGGAUCAUGUCAAGGCCCUAGACAACGAAUCAGCUGUACUGGGCUACAAGGUGCUGUAUAAGCAUGAGGGCCAGUCUGCACUAAAGGUUCUGGACAAGGGGAAGACGUCUGUCACCCUGCCCCUACCCAAAGACAACAGCUAUGUGGUCCUGGAGAUACGCUCCUGGGGGGAGGGCGGAGACGGAGCCGCACACGAGACCAUUGUCUCCCGCGACUCAGGAACUGGAAUGAUGGUGCAGAAUCAAGCAAGAUCCCCAUGGUCCAAUCACGCUCCUCUCCUUCUCACCGCCACACUCUCCCUCACUCUCAUUGGCUUACUGGACCUGUGAUCUCCGCCAAUCCCUGGACAUUAUGGUUUCAUGGUCUAAGCCUAAUGUUCAGAUUCACCUAUCUAUCGUUGUGGCGGGGGGGAGAGGGGAAUUUGAACAGGAGGACAGGGGUGUGGGGGUGUGGGGUAAUAUUUUGAAGCAAGGAGGAUGGGGGGCGUUAAAAUGACUAAUGGUGAUUUUAUUCUUCUUUUUAUAAGAACAUCAAAGCGGGAAUUUUUUUAUGUGUGUGUGUCUAUGGGUUUCAAGGGGUCAGACUACCUGAUUGUCAAUUACGUUGGUGUCAUUAGAACCAUUCCUUAUGGGGACACGAUAGGCUUUUGUCCUUCUCCGUCACAGCAGCAGGGCAACGCGUCACACUCUCCAUGUCUCCUGGCUUCCCCUACUCUGCUAUGAACCCUAGGCUCGAUAGCGUAUGUCAGUAGUGCUUUUUGAAGUCUGUUCGGCUUCGUUUCGUUUAAAAAAUAAUAAUCAUGGUUUUCGAUUUCGGUUUCAAUGUUACAUUUUUUACAAUAAAUGCACUAUGCAUUA
Molecule: messenger RNA, 3883 nt
Organism: Coregonus clupeaformis (lake whitefish)
Lineage: Eukaryota; Metazoa; Chordata; Actinopteri; Salmoniformes; Salmonidae
Product: contactin-2-like
Exons: 22
Coding region: 236-3355 (1039 amino acids)
Biological process (GO): cell-cell adhesion; brain development
Molecular function (GO): cell-cell adhesion mediator activity
Source: RefSeq, a predicted model, not a curated record